Drosophila gunungcola (fruit fly) is the source of this 3253-nucleotide messenger RNA. RefSeq names its product DNA-binding protein D-ETS-3 (gene Ets65A). Gene Ontology annotation, cellular component: nucleus. Gene Ontology annotation, biological process: regulation of transcription by RNA polymerase II; cell differentiation. The coding region runs from base 1757 to 3244 and encodes 495 amino acids. The transcript is spliced from 10 exons. The record is from RefSeq and is a predicted model, not a curated record. Gene Ontology annotation, molecular function: sequence-specific DNA binding; DNA-binding transcription factor activity, RNA polymerase II-specific. NCBI's taxonomy places the organism in Eukaryota, Metazoa, Arthropoda, Insecta, Diptera, Drosophilidae.
AAAAAAAAAUAGAUUAGUUUACUAUUAUUAAGAAAUCCAACUUAUAAAUAAGAGUUCGUUGUUCGAAACCGAAUUUUGUUUUUACACUUCGAAUAUUUUUAAAUUCUUUAAAUUACCUCAUUAACUUCAUUUCAGAUAAGAAGACAUUUCGAGGGCUUUUUCCAUCUUAAGGCUGUAUAUUAAUCACCCACACCCAACCCUGCUUAUCGCAAAUUAUCCGGCCCCAUCCAUCGCAGGACCUUAAAUCAUGUCACCGUGCUCACCGCUUAUCUGAAAGUCAUUUAACACAUGUGUGUGUUCUAGCAACUGGCAUGUUAAUUAUAUCCUUUUUGGCAGGCUCAUCUGGGGAUCUUGGGGGCUCCUUUGUGGCCACUUUUGCUUGAAAUUAAAAUGUUAUUAUUCGAGCUUAUCUGCGGGGCCUUAAAGCGGCCGCAAAACUAAGGUCCUAAUGGCCUCGCACACCAGCACACGCUCUUUAACUGUUUUAAACGCCAUUGUUAAAAUAUUGCUCAUACGCACUUCCGCCCGAAAUGGGGUCUCCUCUCUUCGGCAGCACUAAUGAUGCCCAAGAACAUGGAGCAAAGGACCCGGCAAAGGCAGGAGCAUCCACAGCCAUGUCCCCGGUGGAACAAAGUUGGCUCCGCCCACCAGCAAGAGCAGCAGCCGAUGACAGCGGCAGAUAAAAGGGCAGCGGCAAAGUGGGUGGGGGUGGUGCGGAGAGCGCGCCUGCGCAUCAGCCACCGCAGGAACGCAGGGCGAUGGGGUGACAUCCUUGCUGAUUACACCUCCCCCAGCCCACACAGAACGAUACCGCCUAAGGGGAGGAGUGUGUCGCCAUCUUUGAGCGUGGACUGGACGGGAUGAUCUGGCCGCCACAUUAACUUGGAGUGCGCGCUACCAAGUGCAACACGUCGCGGACGACAUAAUAGCGGUACUUUGCGGUUUAGAUUCGUCGGUCACACGUCGUCAAUAUUCCGCGAAAAAGGACCAAAUCCGAGAACCUUUCUUGGUCAACACACAGAAAAACAAACAGUGGCACACUAGAGGAGAAAAGGAGCAGAGGAGCAAAGAAGCAAACAAACCAAACACACACUCGACAAGGAGUGCGGAAAACUUGGACACAUACGCCCAGCUUGUUGCUGGCUGUGGGCGUGGCAACAAAAAACCGACAAGGACACACAUGUGUCCUGCCAGUGUGUCGCGGAAAUUUUUGUGCGGAAAUUAUAGAAAUUUCGCUUUUUGAUUUCAUUUUCGUUCCGCUUUCGUUGCGGCCCAUCUACCGCCCACCUCCACCUAUUGUGCACCUGUGCGAAAAAGGGCACCGAGAAAUGCCCAAGGAGCCUGCCACCUUCGUUGCCGUCGGUGUCCAGUUCGCGUCGUCGUCGUCCUUGCACUGACAAAUUCCCUUGCAUAUCCGCUCCAGGACUAGCAACUUUGACUGCAAACAAAACCGUCAUUCGCGUGGCGCGUCGUUGUCGCGUUCACUUGUCGCAUAUCCGUCGCCAUUUUGACAAUAAUUUCAUUUCCGGUCGCCAAUUUAUACGCACUUGAGUGAGUGAGUGAUUAACUGCACGGACCCCCAAACGAUACUCAGUGUUUACGAUUGCAAGUUGGCCAGCCUGAAGUAGAAUAGACAGUUAAAGAGGAGUCUUAUUUUUGGAUAAACUUUAUAAGAGAAACAAGCACAAUCCUGAGAGUCAAGUGGAAUCCCUUGUUUAGCCAACAGCCAGCCAUCGAGGCUCCCCAGGCGUGCGUCAUGUACGAGAAUUCGUGUUCGUAUCAGACGGCGCUGGACCUGAAGCGAGUGUCGCCGCCCACUCUCGCCCAGGUGAAGACGGAGGACUGCCUGACCCUGGGACAGUGCUCGCCGGACUGGACCUCGUACCGCUUCCACCAGUCCACCUUUGAGCAGUUGAAGCAGAGCGUCGAAAAGGCCAAGGCGGCGCUGCAAGAUCGCAGCAGUUUCUUCGGGGCCAGCAGUGCCUUCAGUGACAUCUACUCCAGCCAGCGCUUGACGGACACCCUCGACACCCUGCCCGUUCAGUCCGGGAACGGGGCUGGCAAUUGCCUAGGCCUUCCACACAAUCCCAAUGUCGGAGUGGGAGUGGGCGUCGGCGUGGGCGUGGCCGGGGUGCUAAACUACAAUGCGGUUAGCAGCAGCACGGCCGGAGUGCUGGGCAGUAGCGGGAACAGUGUGCAGCGACACCGGUUGGACACACUGCAGCCUCCGCCCGGCUGCUCACCCGCCGGCACCCAGCACGGCGUCAUCACGUCCAGUGCCGGACAGGUUACGUCCGGAACUCUGGAUGCGGUGAGUGCGGCUCCGGCAUUGCCAUCGCUAGCAGCGUCCAGCUCCUCGCAUGUGGAGCCCAAAGUCAGGGCAGAUAAAUCCUCGCUGGACUGCGCCACCACAUCCUCGCACACGGCGGUGCCCUCGUCCUCGUCCUCCACCAGCGACCAUCAGCAGGGCAGGAUCAGCGGCAGCAAGAGCAGCAGCAGCAGUGGAGCAGGGGGAGGGGGAGCGGCACCAGGAGGCGGCUCUGCACUGUAUUCAUCGUACAAAUCGUCGUGGGGCUCCCACAGUUCGACACAAUCGCAAGGUUACAGCUCGAACGCCUUGGGCAUCAAACAUGAUCCGCACUCACAACUACGGCAACCUGAUCCAUAUCAAAUGUUCGGACCCACCAGCAGCAGACUGGCCAGCUCAGGCUCUGGCCAGAUCCAACUGUGGCAGUUCCUGCUCGAGCUGCUCUCGGACUCCAACAACGCCAGCUGCAUAACCUGGGAGGGCACCAACGGCGAGUUUAAGCUCACCGAUCCCGACGAGGUGGCCCGUCGCUGGGGCGAGCGGAAGUCCAAGCCCAACAUGAACUACGACAAGCUCAGUCGCGCUUUGAGGUAUUACUACGACAAAAACAUAAUGACCAAGGUUCACGGCAAGCGGUAUGCGUACAAAUUCGACUUCCAAGGUUUGGCCGCUGCCACUCAGCCGGCUGCCAGCGAUCCCACCUACAAGUACCAAAGCGACUUGUUCAUGACACCAUAUCACCACAGCGCCAAGCUCAGCUCGUUCAUGAGUCCCCACCACGGCAUGACCUCAUCAUCGGCUUCGAUCUUCCCGUCGGCAGCCUCGUGGGGCAACUGGGGCAGUCCGGCCACCAACCUGUACCAGCCGCACUCGAUGAGCCACGUGACCCCCUCCCACGUGGCGCCCCACCUCAGCAGCUAUCCCCACUACGCAUGACCAUCAUCG